Molecule: messenger RNA, 1728 nt
Organism: Suillus bovinus
Lineage: Eukaryota; Fungi; Basidiomycota; Agaricomycetes; Boletales; Suillaceae
Exons: 10
Coding region: 1-1728 (575 amino acids)
Biological process (GO): DNA damage response; protein dephosphorylation
Cellular component (GO): protein phosphatase 4 complex; nucleoplasm
Molecular function (GO): protein phosphatase activator activity
Source: RefSeq, a predicted model, not a curated record
AUGAAGAUGAUAGAAGUCUUCAAACUGGCAGAAGACUUGGAGAAUGCAGAGAAUCUCCAGGCACUGUGCAGUCUCAUGCAAACCAUAUUAGUAAUGAUUCAUGAUCAUGGACUAUACGAGCAUAUCCUUGAUAACAGUGUAUUCUUUGGUGCUGUAGACAUCAUGAUUCAGAAGAAAAUCCACCACACCUACUGUCUACAGUUUCUUAAAGACGUCAUUCUUGUGUGUGUUCUCGACGACUCCACCUUCAAUGUCCUCAACUCCUGCAUUAUCUACAACCAAAUCAACAUAAUCAACCAUGUCCAGCAGGAUACCAUGUUUCUUUGCGAAAUAUUGUCACUAUAUGUGAACGAGGAGGUUUUGACGGGAGGGAAAGACAAGGAUGAGAAGCGCAAGGAUAUGGAUGUUGACGGCAAACCAAACGGCACCCGUGCAAAUGGCUCAACCCCAAGGCCUUUCUCAUUCUGCCCACCAGAUAAUCUCUUGGAGCAUGAGUUGACCCUCCGUAGAGAAGUAUUGGUGCUUAUACAGCAGCUUUGCAUCAUGGGUAAAAAUGUGCCGCUUGCUGCUCAUAUCUCUCUCUUUCUAUCCCUUGUCAAUCGGAGUAUCCUAUUCGCUGUCCGGUGGGCGUUCUCACUUUCAGAGAAUGACCCAGAAGUGAAAACAACAAUCAGCAUUGCGGGUGAAGUGAUGUCUGCACUGCUCAAUCACGAUUUAAAUGGUGUUCAAAAUCACAUCACCAAGCAAGCCUCAGCUAUUAAGAGGGAGAGUAAGGAGGAUUUGGCAUUGCAAUGUCAGGUUGGAGAUGCCCUGAAGACCAUGUUGGAUGUCUCUCCCAAGGAUGGUCCUGAAUUGACACCUCAGCUUCAGGCUGGUUUGAACAUCAAGCUACUUUGUCUGAAAGAUGACCCAGGAACUGAGAAAUUUCUUGAUUACUUCUACAAGAGAUGCAUAGAACUCCUAUUCAAACCAUUCCACAACAUCCCUGAUUUCAAGACCCAGACUGAGCCAGUGUUGAAGCUUUUGCGUGAGAAGACUAACCUUUACCUAUACUUAUCCAACUUACAUGGCUUCUGCAUUCAUUUUUCCAUGCUUUCCUCUAACAUCUCUGCUCGUAUGGCCUCAUUCCUCAAAGCCCAGGACAAGCACUUACGUCUCAGUACAUCUCAUUCAUAUCGUGUACUGCUUUUUGCUUUUUCCGAAUAUGCCUUCUUCAUUUUCUGUGCUAAUGUUAUGGAUUCACCAUACAGAUUGGCUUCUCCUGUGACAAUCGAUCCAGAGACAGGAAAGCCUUAUGGCCCAGAAUUCCCUCAGACAUCGAUACACGAUGACAUGCAACUGCAUAAGCUCAUUCUUGAUCAUCUUGGGAUUUCUAGUGUCGCUGUAGUCAUUGGAGGCUCCAUGGGCAGAAUGGCUGUACUCAAAUGGCCUCUGUGCACCCCUCCAGGUUAUGUCCGCCAUAUUAUUACUUUGGCUACAUCUGCACAACACUCUGCAUGGUGUAUCAGUUGGGGAGAGGCACAAGAACUUGUAGUCAUCCCAUCACCUGAUGGCCACGAUGGCUUCCUCCUCGAAUUCGAGCAAAUCAACAUGCAUAUUCUUAGGUUUCUUAGAAGGGAGUUUCCAGGUUUAUAUGAGAGAGGUGAGGAGGAUUUUUCCAAGGGGGACUUUGUAAUCAAGAAAACGAGCCUGUUUGGAGAAGCUGAGGUCAAUAUCACAAGGUGGUAG